Molecule: messenger RNA, 660 nt
Organism: Penicillium angulare
Lineage: Eukaryota; Fungi; Ascomycota; Eurotiomycetes; Eurotiales; Aspergillaceae
Exons: 3
Coding region: 1-660 (219 amino acids)
Source: RefSeq, a predicted model, not a curated record
AUGGCGCGCAUGCCGCCCAAGGCGAGCGAAAGCCCAGAGCCACUGCAAGGCUAUAUCGACGGUUACAAGGGUCGCCCGCUCACACUCCACCUGAUCCCGCUCUCCCAGAACGAAUGGCCAUUCAACAGGCUUCGCUCAGGCUUUGCUGAUUGUGUCGUGGUCCAAGUAAUUGAAUGGAGAGCCGUUUCAACUGAUAAAACCGAGCUCCGUACACUCAAUGGGCGUAGAGCCCGCAGUGACGGAAGCCAGCCUUCAUACCUCAAGCCGCUGGCUACCGAUGCGCUUUCCUCACACCCACUCCAUGCGUGUAUCAGCUCAAUAUACCCUUCGAUGCCUGCUCUGGAAACUCAGGGGCUCAAUCGCACUGCAAAUCUACUGUAUAAAGAGCAUACCGAACAAGUGGCUUUUGAUCGUGUCCGCCCCCCUGCAUUUACAUUCACCUCUCACGUCCAUCGAAAGAUUUGUUACCUGAUCUCUGCUCAUUCCAUUGGUAAUGCCGUCGUCUCUAAUCAAAAGCUUGGUUUUGAGCAGGCAUUAGACGCGAGGCCGGCUGCAGUACAGGCUCUCGAGGCAAACAUUCACGGUGGACGGCUAGCGUGGCUCCUUGCCUCACCUGAAUGUGCGCCCAAGUCAACACCUACCGAAAUGAACAGUUUAUGA